GUGUUGGGUGGGAGGUACCGGCCAGUAGGCGGAGCUGAGAGCGGUCCGGGCGGCCAGUAGUGAGGGAGCAGAUGGCGGAGGAGGCGGCUGGGGGUUCGGGGCUGCCCCGGACAUGAGCCCCCCGGGCGCGGACAGGCGAGCAUGAAGGGUCCGGAGGGACGGAACGGCUAUGUGCGGAGUAGUGUGAGCCCCCUGCCCGCGGAGCCCCCGUCCCUGUGGCGGCUGUACGGGCUGCGCUGCCCGGUAGCCUUACUGUGUGGGGCGGGGGUGCUGGCCGCGCUGUGUGGCUUCCCGGGGCUGGGCCAGGCUCUCAGCCCUCUCUUCAGUAUCGGCUGUGCCUACUUCUUCCUGGCGCGCAGUGUGUGGCCCCGGAGCCGGGGGGCCCUCCUGGCACUGCCGCUGUGCUGCUCCGCGGGGGAGGUGCUUGGGGCUGGGGAUGCGGUGCGGCUGGGGGCGGUGCUGGGCUCGGUGGGGCUCCUGGCCCUCUAUCAGGCCCUCCGGCUGGGCGACUCUGUGCUUCUGCUUCUCUCCUCCAGUCUCAUUUGGCUCCUCACUGCUUCCGGCUUGGGGGCCCUUCCUGUGGGGCUGCGGGCCCUGGGGAGCUGCCUGGCAGGACUGGGGGGCGUGCUCUUGGCUUUGGCCUCUCGCCCGGCCCCGCCCCCGAGGAGCAGUAUUCUGGAAGCGGAUAAAGUCCCGGUGAUACGGCCCCGCAGGAGAUCCAGCUGCGUGUCCCUCGGAGAGACCCCCAAUUCCUACUAUGGGGGCAGCAAGAUGGGGCGGAGACCCUCCCUACCCUGCAUCUCCCGCGAGCAGAUGAUUCUGUGGGACUGGGACCUCAAGCAGUGGUACAAACCCCAAUACCAGAGCGCCGGCGGCGGCAACGGAGUCGAUCUCUCAGUCCUCAACGAGGCGCGCAACAUGGUGGCCGACAUAUUGGCCGACCCCUCCCUCUCCCCCCAAGUGAUCUCCUCCCUCCGCAGCAUCAGCAGCUUAAUGGGAACCUUCUCAGGAUCAUGCAGACCAAAAAUCAACCCCUUCACCCCUUUCCCGGGGUUCUACCCCUGUAAUGAAGUGGAGGAUCCUAUGGAUAAAGUCGAGCGGAAACCUCACAAGGGGCUGAAUAGUCGCAACAGCUUGCCAACCCCCCAGCUCCGCCGCAGCUCAGGGGCAUCGAUUCUGCCACCCAUGGAGCUGCCCCCUCGGUGGGAACGUAGCAAUGGCAAGAGGCCCCACCAAGAAUACAUUGGUGCCAGCCAAGGAUCGUAUCCAAACGGACCUUACAGUUCCAACCUUCUCACUAUACCAAAGCAACGGUCCUCGUCUGUAACGCUGACCCACCACAUUGGCCCCAGGAGAGCUGGUACCUCUCCGUCUCUCAGCCCUGUGAAUUCCCCCAGCCACGGUUCUGGCUUUAGCCGGGCGCCCGUUGAAUUCCCCGACACCGCCGAUUUCCUCACCAAGCCGAGCGUCACGCUGCAUAAAACCCCAGGACUCGUUUCCACUUCUCAGGAUUUCCAGCCGCAGGUCCGGCCGCCCACCAGCCAUAUUUGUACCAGUUGUGGGCGGCCAAUUCUGAAGCAUCUUUCCAACACGGAAGCGACAGACACCAGUUCCCAAUCGGGCACCGAGCAUCAGGCUAGGAACCCGGCUGAAAGUGGCACCGGGGGCAACAGCCAGAAGGAACCAGGGCAUUUAAAGGAGAAGGCGCAGGAGACCAGGCUGCACAAAGACACCAGGAAUGUGUCCGAAACCCACGAGCCUUACACAGAACCGGGGCAGGCCGGCCGGGAAUCCGAGAUGAAGGAAGAGUCCCCCCUGGAGCUGAUGCUGAUUGAGGACCAGGACUCGCUAUUGGACAGAUUGGACAAUUGGAACUUCCCAAUAUUUGAUCUGGUGGAACGGACGGGAGGGAAAUCCGGGAGGAUCCUCAGCCAGGUCUCCUACACACUGUUUCAGGAUACGGGUUUAUUUGAGAUUUUCAAAAUCCCUCUGCGAGAGUUCCAGAACUUCUUCAGAGCCUUAGAAAGCGGCUACCGGGAUAUCCCAUACCAUAAUCGCAUUCAUGCCACAGACGUGCUCCACUCCGUGUGGUACCUGAGCACCAGGCCCAUUCCAGGGUUCCAUGAGAUUCAUAGCGACGAAACAGAUCCGGAUCCAGACGCAGAGGGCGGAGCCUCACAAGUUUUCCUGACUUCAAAAACUUGCAAGCUUCCAGAUGAAAGCUAUGGGUGUCUUUCAUCAAAUAUCCCUGCACUUGAGUUAAUGGCCCUGUUUGUGGCAGCAGCCAUGCAUGACUAUGACCACCCUGGUCGCACUAACGCCUUUCUUGUGGCCACCAAUGCACCACAGGCAGUUCUGUACAAUGACCGGUCGGUGCUGGAGAAUCACCACGCAGCCUCAGCCUGGAAUCUGUUUCUGUCGCAACCGGAACAUAAUUUCCUCACCUACUUGGACCAUGUUCAGUUCAAGCGAUUCCGAUUCUUGGUGAUAGAAGCCAUCCUCGCCACCGACCUCAAAAAGCAUUUCGACUUCCUCGCUGAGUUCAAUGCCAAGGUGAACGAUGUGAAUGGAAUCGGCAUCGAUUGGAGCAAUGAGAAUGACCGGCUGCUUGUUUGCCAAGUUUGCAUUAAGUUGGCCGAUAUCAAUGGGCCGGCAAAAACCCGGGAAUUGCACUUAAAGUGGACAGAAGGAAUUGUGAAUGAAUUCUACGAGCAGGGAGAUGAAGAGUCAAGUCUGGGACUUCCCAUCAGCCCCUUCAUGGACCGUUCUGCUCCCCAACUGGCGAAGCUGCAGGAAUCCUUCAUUACUCACAUAGUGGGGCCCCUGUGUAACUCAUACGAUGCCGCCGGCCUGUUGCCCGGGCGAUGGCUCGAGGAGGACGAGGAGGUAAUGGAAAGUGAAGAUGAAGAUGGGGAAGAGUUGGAUUCAGAAGAGGAAGAAAUGGAGGAAGAUAUUAAUCCAAAACCUCAGAGGCGGAAACGGAGGCGGAUGUUCUGCCGGCUGAUCCACCACCUGCGGGAGAACCACAAGGCGUGGAAGAAAACCAUUGAGGAAGAGGAGAAGAGCAAAGCCGAGCAAACGAAGCAGCAGAGCGACGACGCCCCCGCGGCCCCGCCCGACGACAUCCAGGUCAUCGAGGAAGCCGACGAGGAAGAGGAGCGGCAAUCGGGGGAGGAGAGAAAAUGCUGAGACCCUCCCCCGCGGGGCGUGUCCCACACUGUAACUCUGAAAGGCCUUAUUACUGUGAGCGGAUUAUUGCCCCCAGCAAUGCCCCCCCCCACUCUAUGCACUUUCACCUCUUGGAUCUACAGACUCGGUAGAUGACCCCCACCCCAUGCAAAGUUCUCUGUGCCCUCAUUGGUAUGUGAAUACCAUGAUCUAAUGCUGCCUUGCCCCGCCCCCCCCCCGAGCCCUUGCACAAGGAACUCGCACCUCGAUUCUGUUACCAAAGUGGCCGCCUCCCCGGCCCAUUAGCCCCGCCCCCCACGCUGGAACUCACUAUUCACAUUUGACCUUUAUUUUUUGCUGUUUUUUUUUUGCGUUUUGCUUUAUUUCCCCCCUGCUUGCGGGACGGAUUCCCUACGGACUGGAAUAGGAAUCGUCGGGGGAAACGGAGAAAAAAAGACUGACCAAAAACGAAAUUUUUUUUUUUUUUUUUUAAAUUGGAAAAUCCCGGACGCAUCGAUUUCGAUGCUUUUAUUGCCGCCUUUAUUCUGCCUUCAUUUUACCGUUAUUAUUUCAGGUCUGCGGCGAGAAUACACCCCCCCCUCGCCGCUCUGUGGUAGAUUCCAGAAAAAAAAACAAAAAACACGCCCACAAAAAAAAAAACCCGUAUUUCCGUAAUGAAGGGAUUUUAUUUGUUUUUUAUUUAGGCGAUGAUGACGAUGAUAUAUUAUUAUAUAUAUAUAUAUAUAUUUUUCCACUCUUGCUCAGGAUUGGUCUGUAGAACUGUGUCACGUGCCACGCCCAGCCGGAUACACACGCCCCCUCCCUCCCCCCAGGCGGGAUUUUCACACUUUUCAGUAACGAUUUUUUUGUAACCGCCGGCGCCGAACACGUUUAACCCUUUGUAUGCAUGCCUUUAGAUAAAAACAAAAAACAAACCAAAAAAAAAAAAAUUUAAUUUUGAAAAACAAAAAAAAGAAUUGUUUUUAAAAAAACAAACAAAAAACAAACAAAAAUAAAUAAAUCAGCACUUGGAGUUUUUCAGGAAUCCGCGGACGCAUCGCCAUACGCCACCACCGCCUGCCUGCCUUCUCGCCCCCCGAUAAUGGGACCCGGGUAAAUCCCUUUGGUGCAACCAAGUACGAGACAUAGGAAAUGAUCCCCCUUCAGUUAAAGGGACAGUCGCCCCGUUACGCCCCGAGUCGCAGGCAGCAGUGCAGGACCCCUGACCCUUAGGGGAGUGGCACACAGCCUUACUAUGGGGGCUUUAAAGGCAAAGUAAACCUCAACAAAGAAUUAUUCUAUUGAUAUUUCACCAUAUGCUUCUGUACCAGCCCACUCUGUGCCUCCGAUAAUGCACCCAGUAGCCCCCCCUCUCCUUAUCUUAGGGACUGACUGACAAUAUACAGUAUAUAUACAGUGUCACAAUAUGGCUGAUGAGGCUAAUGAAUUCAGAGCCACAUUACAUGGCAGCAUAGAAAUCAGUGCAGUCUGCAUCGGAAUUGAUUUAUAGCCAGCCCUGUAGCAGCAGCUUCUACGAUAGAUGCUUCUACGAUAGAUCACUUUCUCAUUAAUAAUUACCCACACCCCCUAAGUUUAGCUCCUCCCCAGCAGCCCAGAACCCACUGAGCACGUGCAGUGCCACUGACACACUAAAGAGUAUUACCCUUAUGGGGCUGGUACAGUAGGUCCAGUACAUACAAUACAGCAUUUCUAGCCAGACUACUUUUAUAGACUGUAUUUCCCCUUGGCAAGUUUGUUUAGUUGCCCAAAUUGCCCCCCCCAUUGCCUUGUGUGUAAUUGCCCUGACUGGUACUUGUGGUUAGCCUAUGUGCCAUUGGGUAUAGGAGCAGUGCCAUAAAGCAGGACAGAACUGCUGCACUGUUUGCCUAGUGCUGGUCACAUUGGUCCCAAGACUGGGCUAUUACCGGGGGCUAUUACUGGCCAGAACAGACCCCCUCACUGCUCUGCCUAUUGGCACAUACCCAGUUACAGCUUUGGGUUGGGAAGUUCUGUUGGGCUUAGAUUUCCCGUUGGUGGCCUUGCUUGCCCGGAACCAUUAGCCAUUGGGCUGGGAAAUGCAAACUCAAGCCCAGUAAUGUCUCGGGGCCCAAGGGUGCAGCCUCUGGUGCCUUAGGGGUUAAGCAGCUUAUUCACCAAAAAUCAACCCCAACCUUUGUUUAUAGGAUAUAUAUCAACCAAUCAGGGGUUCUUAACGUUGGGCGCCCAAGUUUAAAGCUUGCAGGGAGUUGUACUCCCAACAACAGGUUAAGAAACAGAGGUUUAAAGAAUCCCUGUACCCUCUCCCCAUACAAGCAGGGUCAUUUGUUCCCUGGGAGCUCUGUAUAAACAAACCCCCUCCCUUUGCUGCAGCCUUUAUUAUACAGAGGGAUCGUCUGUGGUUGGUUGUUUUACCCCAAGCCCUUCUGUGCCUCUCAGGUCAAGGUCCGAGUUCUGGCCGCCCUUCCGCUCGUGCCCAAUGUUCUAGCUUUAAUGAUGAUGAAGGUUUCCUUGAUCAUGUGACUUGGGGACUGGGGGUGUGGCUUUAAUUUAUUUUUCUAUCUGACGUUUAUUAUGUGCUGAUGCGACUACAGACAAUCAGGUCCCACAUUGUACGACAGAUAUUGUGUGUCUGUAAAUCCCCCCCCAUUUCCUUCAUGUAAAGGGGAAGCGCAGCCAAACAAAUGAUCAUUUUGCACAAUGUAAUUGCUAUUGGCCCUGGUAGUUGUUUGUUCCUCCCUGCACUGCUGCUUCCGACUCUUGAGACAAUGUACCUCCAAUGCCUUUCAUGCUUCUCGUUGGUUGUUUGCUCUGUAUUAACCCUCCGUGCCAGGGACGCGGUUGGCACAGACCAACGGGGCGGCUGCUAUUGAGUCAUGUGACUGUUCAAAUAUUAAAGUCAUUAUUGU
Messenger RNA from Xenopus tropicalis (tropical clawed frog), 6074 nucleotides. It is a transcript of the gene pde3b, whose product is annotated as phosphodiesterase 3B. The transcript has 16 exons. The coding region runs from base 142 to 3189 and encodes 1015 amino acids. Gene Ontology annotation, biological process: signal transduction. Gene Ontology annotation, cellular component: membrane. The record is from RefSeq and is a predicted model, not a curated record. NCBI's taxonomy places the organism in Eukaryota, Metazoa, Chordata, Amphibia, Anura, Pipidae. Gene Ontology annotation, molecular function: metal ion binding; 3',5'-cyclic-nucleotide phosphodiesterase activity; phosphoric diester hydrolase activity.